Molecule: messenger RNA, 1758 nt
Organism: Malaya genurostris
Lineage: Eukaryota; Metazoa; Arthropoda; Insecta; Diptera; Culicidae
Exons: 2
Coding region: 132-1202 (356 amino acids)
Source: RefSeq, a predicted model, not a curated record
UGAAAGUUGUAACCAAAACCGAAAUUUCGCCGGAAUUAAUACAAAAGUUUUCAGAGUAAAAAGGAGUAAUUGUAAAGCAGGAAGUUAGUAGCGCAACUGAUUUUGGAACGGUUUUGGGUUGUAGUAGAAAAAUGAUUUUUCGAAUCACUAUUUUGUUCAUAAUAACGGCUAAGGUUCGAGCUGACAUCCAAGGCUAUCACUACACUACUCCAAGCUGUCCAUUUGAAGAGCCAAUUACUGAGUUCAUCACUUCAACCGCAACCGUCUCCCGAAUAAUAACAUCAACGUUAACAAAUCAGUUACCACCAAGAACGCAAACAGUCUUCCGAGUUUCAUCCAUUGUCGUAACAUCUGCCAUCACCGAAACAGUUCCAGUUUUCAAUACGAUUACAAGCAUAAACACAGUGACCAAAACGCAACCACCUCCUCCUGCCAUAACGAUAACGGACACCAUCACGCAACCUCCCGUUGUGCAAACGAGAAUUUCUACUGUGAUUAAACCAACUCCAGUGUAUCAAACGAUAACCAAUGUGCAGACCAUUAUUCAACCGCCAGUAACGCUUCCACCACAAACAAUCAUUAGAACGAUAAUGCCACCUGCAGUUACCAGAACGCAGCUAACGACGAUCACUACGGCUAGUCCAGUUGUAUCCGUAGUUGUUGAAACCGUCCCCGGUCCGACGGUAACCCUUCCGCCGAGGACAACAUACUCAACCAAAACUCUUCCGCCUGUAGUGCAAACCAGUAUUGCUUACGUUACCACUACAACUCCUGUCGUUCAAUACAGUACCGUCACACUGCCGCCUAGAACACUAACCCUUCCGGUUAGAACAGUUAUCCAAUCAAUAACUCUUCCCGUCGAAACGAUAACUACCACCUCAAUCACCGCCACUCCUACUCCGGUUUAUAGAACCAUCACACAGACUCAAACCGUCACAAAACCCCCGUUACCGCCUUCGACUAGAACCAUCAUCAAGACCGUCACACCUCCUGCUGUUACUCGAUCGGUUGUUAGCACUGUAACGUCACCAGUGUUACGAGAAGUUACGAAAACAGUUACGCUCCCGGCUGUCACAUCUACCGUUUGUAAACCAACGAAUGCUUAUUUACCGGUAAAACCGGAAGCCACAUAUCUUCCUCAAUAUAAAAAUAUCGAUUCGCACUAUCAACCACGAUACAAUGACAUUUAUCGAGGGAACUAAUGGUUUUCCUAUAAUCAAACGUGAUACUCGGAAAUACUCGAUUUUUUAAACGUAAACGUGAUGACUUAGGAUUAAGAUAUCGUACCCAGAAUAAUUAAAUAUAAAGGAAUCAAACAAAAUUGAUGAUCAUUUUAUAAUUAUCAGUAAUUCAAAAGCAAAUAUUUUACGAUCAACCUGUUUUGGAACUGGAGUUCUAAAACAUUAGAUAAUUUAUAUAUAGAAUGAUUAUAGCUAAUGGAAAGUAAUAGAUUAUCUAAUAAAUAUUUCUGAGGGUUACAUACUCAUAUUCACUCUGGAAAAGGUUACAUACUGCUACUCACUCGAUUUUUAUAAAGCAUUUUUAGAUACCUCUAAAUACAUGUUCAUGUUCAAGGUACUAAAAUAAUCGUAGUAUUUAAAAGUGUUAUACAGAUAAGCAGAGUUUAAAAAUAAAUUAACUUGUUUGACUCUUCCAAAUAAAAUACAAAGGAUGCUUAGAGGUCUCGAAAUUCAAGGGAUUCUAUUUUGAGUGAUCAUGCAAAAGAAAGCGGAUUCUUCAAACCAAAUGCAAUAAAAA